Molecule: messenger RNA, 5409 nt
Organism: Aedes albopictus (Asian tiger mosquito)
Lineage: Eukaryota; Metazoa; Arthropoda; Insecta; Diptera; Culicidae
Product: titin
Exons: 6
Coding region: 277-4851 (1524 amino acids)
Source: RefSeq, a predicted model, not a curated record
AAACGAACAAACACCAUCAGCAACAGCAGCAAGCAGGGAAGUUCGUAACAGAAAAAAUCCGAAAAGGUCGUCGUCGCCGCGAAGUCGCGUUCAAAGUGCGGGAAAUUUCGAGGGAUUUUCGUUGUUUUUCCUGGGAUUUUUGCAACCAAACAGUGCGGAUUGUGUUUUCGGAGUUGUUGGGAACGGGAAAGUGAUAAAAGUGCGUCGAAAAGUGCAGUGUUUGAAGGUUAAUUUUCGGGUUUUAGUUGGUGCGGUCCUGUUGGAAUAUCGAUAAGCAUGAAUCGUGGAGGAACGGCUGUUGACACGAAGACGCCCCUGAAAGAUGGCGGAAACGCUGGGGAGCUUGGCCGGGCGACGAAAUCCGGCCGGAAAGUGAAGCGUCCGGCGCAUUUCGAUGAUUCUCCGGAUGCAAAGCGGUCCGCGUCGGUAGUGGCGCGGGAUGACGAUUCGCCCAAGCGGAAAGAGGUUCAGGAAGUUGCGAAAAAGUCGGCCCGCAAGACGCUUCUUAAGAACCAGUCGGAGGAUGGUUCUCCGCAGCGGAAUGGUGCACCGGCGCCGGAGGUAGGCAAGAAAUCUGCUAGGAAAACGUUGAACAAACAGGAGACACGCGAGGAAGAGCCGGAGCCAACGCAGCGGUCGAGUCGUAAGACAAUGACUGUGGUGGCCAAGGAGGAUACACCGGAACCGGAGGACAUCAAAAAGUCGGCUCGUAAGACGUUGCCGAAGUCGGCAGUAAAGAAGCCUUCGGAACCGGCACCGGAAACGCCGAAGAGGGUCAAACAGGAGGUGGAAUCGCCGAAAAAAUCCACCAAGAAGAUUGACGUCGAAGAGGAAACGCCGGCUGGUCCGGGAAUUUCCCGUACGGGUCGGAAGAUCAAGAUUCCGGCGCAUUUAAAGGAAUUUGAGGACGUGGUCGUGCCAAGUCCGAAGAAGGAACUUGCAGAGAAGCCAACACUGGGACGUAAAUCUUUGACGCCAGCUGCUGCUCAAAAGGAGGAAGUUGCACCGAAGACUCCAGGUCGAGGAAGAUCGUUGGCAGCGCCACGAAAGGCGCCGGAACCGGAAACGAAAGUCGAACCGAAAACACCGCGAUCUGUCAAAUCGUCUACGUCGCUCGAAAUAGUCGAACAAAACGAUCCUUUGGCACUUCCAUUGAGCACCCGUGAGGCCAAAUCACCACGAAAAGAUAAGCAAGUGGCCAAGUCCCCCGUAAAGGCUCUUAAAUCGCCGGUGGUCGAUCCGCUAAAAGAAGAUGAAGAUGUACCUGUGAAAACUUCCAGGCGAGGCAAGUCAUUGGCUGCUCCGGAAGCGCCCAAGUCUCCUCCUGCCAAGGCAGAAAAUCCUCCAACCAAAACUCCUUCCAAGCGAGGAAAAUCUAUGGCCGCCUCUGUUCCCGUUUCUCCACCAGAAAAAGCCCCGAAAACACCAAAACAGGCUGCCUCCAAAUCCGUCGUUGAAGACUUGGCUUCCGCAGAACCCAUGUCCCGCUCGGGACGAAAAAUCAAGCCGAAGAAAUACUUCGGUGAAUUCGAGGAGGAAGAACCCGUUUCCGUUGUGGCAGCGCCAGCGGUCAAAGCUCCCUCCCCAGUUAAACCUGUCGCCAAAAGUUCCCCGGUGGCGAAGAAAGAACCAAUCCCAGCCAGGACAGUAUCCCCCGUCAAGGCGGUCGUCAAAAGUUCUCCGGUUGCGGUAAAGGUUGCUUCCCCUAUUGCCCGGAAGGAAUCUCCCAAGGUGGCUUCCCCGGUGAAGCGCCAUCUGCAGCCGGUGGCCGCCGAGAAGACGACGGAAUUGCCGAAGAAGCGAGCCAAGCUAGCCGAACCGAAGCCCAGCAGUGAAGCAGGGCAGCCGGAGAAGAAACUGGACGAGAUUUCCCCGAAUACCGAGGAACGGCAGAUUACCAAGCGGGGUGUGAACGAUCAUCACCACACUGCGAAGGAGGACGAGGCGGAAGAAUCUACACAACCAUCUUCUUCUAAUAACACAAAAGAACUACCCAUUAAAGACUUGAAUAAAAAUGACAAAGAGACCACCGAAGAACAAAAGCCAAAGCGUGGUCGGAAACCGCUUGCAGCAAAAUCGGAAGAAACCCCGGUGGUCGUUGAAGAAAGUAAACCGGCCGAAGAAGCGCAGCAGCAACCGGAUAAACCCAAACGCGGACGCAAAACACUGCCAGCACCCUCGGCACCGGAAUCUUCCGAUGACGGUGGAGAAGAGCCAGCUGCUCCACCGAAAGCGCCGAAAACCCCGGUUGCGCGUCGGAUGACUACCACGGCGUUGGUUGCUCCCGCCACGACCGAGGAUGUCGGCAGUAGCCGAUCCGGCAGGAAGAUCAAACCGAAAAAGUUUUUCGGUGAAGAUGAACCGGCCUCCGCCACUAAGGCCAAGCCUGCUGCUCCUGUGAACGGUGCCGGAACUGCCACCGGUGGUGGCCGCGGAAGAAGGAAGACACUGGCUGCCGAGCUGGACAAGGCGGAUAAGGUCGAAGAAGUGACCCCAGCUGCACCACAAGCGGAAGUGAAGGAGUGUCCAUCCCGAGAGGAAAUCUUGGCCGUCGUUGGAGUGGCCGAUACGGUUGGCCAGACCGAGAAACUUCCGGAACCGGAGAAGAUGGAAGUAGCGGAAGAAUCAAGCGACACAGUGAAGGCGGUGGAGGAGGAACAGGAGGUGAAGAAAGACGAUGAACCAACCCCAAUGGAGGAAGACCUUCCACAAGAAUUGGAACCGGAAGCGGUACCGGAACCGAUCACGACCCCCAUUGUCGGCACGGUGCCGGAAGAAGCGUUAGCUGAAGACGUUCCGCAAGAAGUGGAUGAAUCGGAAUCGGAACAAAAUGCCGAAGCACCCGCCGCUAAUGGAGAUUGCCCAACCGUGGAGGAACCCCUCCCGGAACAUCAAAUGGAAUCGGUCGAACCCGAGGAUGACGUGCAUGAUGGUGACAAAGCUGAAGGUGCUGCCGUGGUACCAGAGGAAGAUGAAGAAAGCACACUGCAGGGCACGGAAACGGUGGAAUCUACCCAAGAGGAUUUUCAGGAACACUCCAUACCGCAGACAUCGCCUCGCGAUCAGGCGAUGAUUCCGGAGGAAGUCCCAGAAAAUCCUGCUCCGUUACAUGAGGAACCGCCGGUGGUGGUGGCGGAGGAGUCCCAGCCGGUGAUGGAAGCUGAAGAAGUGGAUGCAGUUCAGGAAGUAGCAGAGGUGAUUGAGGAACCGGAGCCAGAGAAAACUGACCAGGAAGUUUCAGUUGAAACAGUCGAAGAACCUUCGACAGUUGAAGAACAAGAUGCUCCCGUUCAACUUGUUGAGCCCAAUCAGCAACACGCGGAGGUGUCAGCGAGUAGUAGCUUUUCGGAAGCCCUCUGUGUAGAGGAGGAAUCUACUGAGCAGGUCGCCGCUGCUGCCGAGCCAGUUAAGUUGAACGAUAGCAAAGAACAACAGUAUGAGUCAGUGGAGUUCCUUGAAAUGUCGACGGCAAGUACCGGUGCAACUGAACAGGCAGUGAUCGAACCACUUCCGGUGGAACACACAAACGGUCUCGAAGAGCAGUCGAAGAACCGAAUUACCACUCCAGAACUUGAGGAUGAGCUCGAUAACACCGAAGCACCGCCCAUGGACGACUUGGAUGAUGAACGGGAAGACGAGCUGCUUGAAGAUGUGCAAGAACCACAGGAGGCGACGUUUUCUGAGCGAGAUCGUGACAAUGAGUCGAUCAUUGUCAUACCAGACACACCAAAACCGCCCAAGUCCCAAGAAUUCGAUGAAGAGUUUGACCUAAUGGACAAGUCACCGGUUCCACAAUCAUCGUAUGCGACGGUUGGCCGAGUUGAGUUGCACCAUUCGCCAGUGAUGAAGCAAGAAGUACCGACAACUCCCAGAACACCGGAUUCCAAGCCCGCAAAGUCUUCCUGUAGCCCGGACAAACCUGACGACCAGGAGCAAGCGGAUGUUCCGGAAGCCGAGGUCAUCGACAUUACCGACAGCCCCAUCACGGUACUGGAACCGAAACUACACAAUCUAACGGACGGAAAACCCGGCAGUACCACCAGUACUCCUCUGCGCAUGGGUUCCAAAAUGACGACCAAGGACCGGCUCAUCCAGAACAGUCGCAAACGGUCGCUGUCCGCCAGCGAUGCGGAAAUCGUCAAAAAGAACGUCACAUUCCACAGCCCGGCCAACAGCACCAUGCUGGUCGACACCAUCGACGAACGGCUCAAGAAGAAAAACGAAAGCGCGACCAAAAUCCCGCAUGGACACCGGAAGCGGUCGCAUUCGGAGCACAAAGAUGUUGCCGGCGCCGCCCAGGAUGGCCCGAAACCGUCGAAGAUCAGCAAACUGCCCAACUUCAAGAACAUCCACCAGCAGCAGUUCAACCGGAUGGAGUCGAUCGAAGAGUUCCACAACCGGAAGGUCCAGCGGGCCAAGGAGAUUCUGGCCACCAGCACAGUGAAGAGUCCGGCCGCGACCGCGCUGGUUAGGAGUGCCGAGCGUCCACCGCUUCAAAAGUCCAGCAGCCUCCCGGCCAAAUCUCCCCACAAAACCGGCAACGGAGCCAGUUCCUCAUCCUCGUCCUAUAAACCUGCCGUCGUUCGUCCACUGAUCCCGAAACCAACGGCAACGGAGUCCUCCCACCAUAAGCCUCUUUCCGACGCGGACCGACAGGAGAAGCGCCAGAAGCAAUUCCACGCGACCUUCAAACCGAAAUCCCAGGACGGCACCACCCCAGGCAAGGACACUCCGGACGGUGCGCACCGGGUCGUCGAACAGAGCCGACACAAGCAGAACCAGAUCCUGAAGGGCGUCCGGACGAACAAGCGGUUCGAGCUGAUGAUGAAGUACCGCGAUGCACACGAGUAGGCCGUUGGUAGGCGGUGCCCACAGUUUACACAGAGAGAGAUAAGUAGGCGGGGUAAUUAGUGUGACUGCAGUUUAUUCUAGUUCGUAGCAUUAGUUCAGCAUUAGUGUUUUACCAUCUUUUUUUCUUCCCCUUGUUGAAAUUCAUCUUUCUACCAGCCAUGUUCUCUCGCAAUUCAAACAUAUUUUACGAAAAUUUUCGCGACCAAAUUUUUCCCCCCAUUAAGAUAAGAACCCUCACAGCUCUUGUGUCCGAUAAUGUUACAUAUUAGGUUUGCUCUAGUUUUAUUGGAUUAACAGUUGGAAAUUGUUUAAUUCUGAAAUGACAUUGAUUGUACGGAGCAAACGCUUUUUGCGACAAAUGAAUUGACAUUAAAAGAAAUGAAUUUUUUUUUCGAAAACUGUUGCUAGCAUUUAAGAGCAUCCCCUUUACUGUAGUGGUAGUAGUAGUUGUGUGUAGAUCUCAUUAGGAUCACACAAAACGUUGUAAAGAAUUAACCUAACCUAUAAGACAUCAUUAACCAAUAAAUCAGAGAAGUGAAUCAUUAUCUGUGUAAACAA